CCGGAUUUGGGGUUUCGGUUUGUCACCCCUUCGCACUUCGGUGUGCAGCAGACUCCCGAAUUUCUCCUCUACCACCAUGAUCUCUCGCACGCUUCGUGCGUCAGGCCUCGCUGGCCGCCGAUUUGUGGCUCGCAGCACAACAGGCCGCAUAGCACCACACGCACGAACCUUUGCCACUCCGUCCGACCACCAGCCGAAGCCGGAUCCUAACGAACGAAAGCCGGAGGAGACGGGGAAGGUGAAGGAGCGGCAGACGCAGGAUAAGGAGCGGCAGACGCAGGAUAAGGAGGGUGAGCCUAAGCAGGCAGAGACUAAGCAGGACGACAAGGACGAGCCAUUGAAGGGCUUAGAGGGCUUCUUCCAGCGGUACCACCAGCAGCAACGGCAGCAGCAGCAGUCACAGCAACAGAACGCUAAUCAGGGGCAGAAGUCUUCUUCGAAUCGACAAGAAGGCUCGCAGGGACCCAAGCCCCCGCCUCCAGGCGGGAACAACGGGUUCAAUACCAAUCAGCUUGCGCUUCUCGCCACCACCGCGACUAUAUUUUACGCCCUGUCGAACUCUGCUUCGCCCACCUCCCGCGAGAUAACAUGGCAAGAGUUCCGUACCGCUUUCCUUGACAAGGGCCUGGUGGACAAGCUCAUCGUUGUCAACCGAUCCAAAGUACGGGUCAAGUUGCACUCGAACGCCACUGGAACUAUGUAUCCCUCCACUCCAGCGGGCCCAGGAGAUUAUCACUUCUCAAUAGGCUCUGUCGAAGCGUUCGAACGCAAGCUAGACGAGGCACAGCGAGAGCUUGGCAUUCCGUCACACGAGCGAAUACCUGUCGCAUAUCACGACGAGGUUUCUACUUUCAGCUAUCUCGUCCAGUUCGGUCCCACAUUGCUCUUUGCUGGUCUUCUCUUCUACCUCUCGAGGCGUGGAGGUGCUACCGGAGGUGGCGGAGGAAUUUUCAACAUGGGCAAGAGCAAAGCGCGGCUUUUCAACCACGAAACUGACAUCAAGGUUAAAUUCUCGGAUGUGGCCGGCAUGGACGAAGCGAAGGAGGAGGUCAUGGAGUUUGUAUCCUUCUUAAAGGAGCCUGCUCGUUACGAGAAACUCGGUGCCAAGAUUCCUCGCGGAGCUAUUUUAUCUGGUCCCCCGGGCACUGGUAAGACACUCCUUGCGAAAGCAACAGCCGGCGAGGCCAGUGUCCCCUUCUUCUCCGUCUCGGGCUCCGAGUUCGUCGAGAUGUUCGUGGGUGUUGGCUCUUCUCGCGUCCGGGACCUUUUUGCCAUGGCCAAAAAGAACGCUCCUUGCAUCAUUUUUGUGGACGAAAUCGAUGCGAUUGGUAAGGCACGAUCUAGCAAGGGCGGCUUCGGUGGAACCGACGAGCGAGAGGCCACGCUCAAUCAACUUUUGGUCGAGAUGGACGGCUUCAGUACCAAGGAGCACAUCGUGGUGCUUGCUGGAACCAACAGGCCGGAUGUCCUCGACCCUGCUCUCAUGCGCCCAGGUCGUUUCGACCGUCACAUCGCCAUCGACAGGCCCGACGUCGGUGGACGUCAGGGAAUUUUCCACGUCCACUUGAAGCCUCUUCGUCUGUCCAAGAAACUUCCCGAGCGUGAUCGGGUUGCGCACAAACUUGCUGUCCUUACCCCUGGCUUCUCUGGCGCUGAUAUUGCCAACGUCUGCAACGAAGCCGCCCUUCAUGCUGCCCGCAAAGGUCACGAGUACGUUGAAGAAAAUGACUUUGAGAGCGCGAUCGACCGUGUCAUUGCUGGCCUCGAGCGGAAGAGCAGGCUACUUAGCCCCGAGGAGAAGAAGAUUGUCGCAUACCAUGAAGCGGGCCACGCUGUCUGCGGUUGGUUCCUCGAGCACGCGGAUCCUUUGUUGAAAGUGACCAUCAUCCCUCAUGGCGUUGGUGCGCUUGGUUAUGCCCAGGCACGUUGAUUUCUAUGUCGUACAAUAUUCAUCUAAUCUGUUUCAACCCGUAGUACCUCCCGCCUGAUCGCUACCUCAUGUCGACACCGCAGAUGCUCGAUCGUAUUUGCAUGACCCUUGGCGGUCGUGUGUCAGAGGAGAUCUUCUUCGGCGCGGAGAAUAUCACGUCCGGCGCGCAGGACGACCUGAGCAAGAUUACCCGUCUGGCAUUUGAGGCCGUGGCCAACUUCGGUAUGAACCAGGUGGUCGGUCCUGUCAGCUAUGGCGGCGUUCAAGCCCAGGACAAGUGGCAGAAGCCGUUCAGCGAGAAGACUGGCCAAAUGCUCGAUGACGAAGUUAGGAAGAUGAUAAAGUGCGUAAAUAUCUAGGCCGCUUACAGGAGAGAAGCUGAGUUUGCUAUACAGUGCCGCACACAAGCGUACGACCGAAUUGCUUACGAAGCACAGGGAAGAUGUCGAGAAAGUUGCUCAGCUACUUCUUGAUAAGGAGGUUAUUAUACGGUUAGUGCAUACCGUAUAUCACCAA
Phanerochaete carnosa HHB-10118-sp is the source of this 2446-nucleotide messenger RNA. RefSeq lists its product as uncharacterized. The record is from RefSeq and is a predicted model, not a curated record. The transcript has a single exon. Gene Ontology annotation, molecular function: zinc ion binding; ATP hydrolysis activity; ATP-dependent peptidase activity. Gene Ontology annotation, cellular component: membrane; m-AAA complex. NCBI's taxonomy places the organism in Eukaryota, Fungi, Basidiomycota, Agaricomycetes, Polyporales, Phanerochaetaceae. Gene Ontology annotation, biological process: mitochondrial protein processing; protein-containing complex assembly. Bases 77 to 1930 code for a protein of 617 amino acids.